This is a messenger RNA of Magnolia sinica, 1937 nucleotides long. RefSeq names its product pectinesterase-like. Bases 88 to 1767 code for a protein of 559 amino acids. Gene Ontology annotation, molecular function: pectinesterase inhibitor activity; pectinesterase activity. Lineage: Eukaryota; Viridiplantae; Streptophyta; Magnoliopsida; Magnoliales; Magnoliaceae. The transcript is spliced from 2 exons. The record is from RefSeq and is a predicted model, not a curated record. Gene Ontology annotation, biological process: cell wall modification.
UCUCUCCAAUUCCUAUUUCUUCCCAUCUCUCUCUCUCUCUCUCUCUCUCUCGAACAAACUCUCCCAAUCUUCCAAUCUCACCACCCAAUGCCAAUGUACAAUCUCAAGAGAAGAACCCAAAUCCUACUUUCUUCAAUUCCAAUCUCUACCCUUCUCCUCCUCCUAUUUGUAUUUCAUACAACCCAACCCAACCCAAAAACCUCAAAACCUUUACACAUCCACCAACACCUCCAAAUUGCAAAAUCCACAUGCGAAGGUACUAUACACCAUGACCUCUGUGUAUCAACUCUCUCUUCCAUCCCCAAUCUCUCCUCCAAAUCUCUCCCUCAGAUUAUCUCCUCCACCAUCAAUCACACCCUCGACGCCGUCCAACUCUCCGCCUCCAACUGCUCCGGCAUCCUUCACAAACUCCCAAAGCUCGACACCCUCCAGAAAAGAGCCCUCGAUGACUGCCUCGAGCUCUUCGACGACACCAUCGAACAACUCCACGUCUGCAUUUCCGACUUAUCUCCGAAUUCCGCUUCCAAACACAUCAACCAGCUGCAAGCGUUUUUAAGCGCGGCGAUAACCAAUCAGUACACAUGCCUCGACGGAUUCUCGCAUGGGGACCACCACAUGAUCCGACCGUUGAUUAAAGAUAGAUUACUCCACAUUUCACAUCUGGUUAGUAAUUCUCUGGCGAUACUCAAGAAGCUGCCGAAGGAGAAAAAGAAGAGAUCGAGAGAAGCGUUUUCGGGUUAUGGAGAAAUGGUGGAUGGAUUUCCGUCGUGGGUUUCGAAGAAAGAUCGAAGGCUUUUGCAAAUGAAUGGAACGGAUACGAAACCCGAUUUGAUUGUUGCGAAAGAUGGGAGUGGGAAUUACACUACAAUCAGUGAAGCUGUUGAAGCUGCACCUAAUCGUAGUGAUGUUCGAUUUGUAAUUUAUAUAAAGUCGGGGGCUUAUUUAGAGAAUGUGGAAGUUGUGAAGAAGAAGACGAAUCUGAUGUUUGUCGGAGAUGGAAUUGAGAAAACGGUGGUGAAGGCGAGUCGGAAUGUGGUGGAUAACUACACUACUUUCAGAUCUGCAACCGUUGCUGUAGUUGGUUCUGGAUUCCUUGCACGCGACAUUAGCUUCGAGAACUCGGCAGGACCCAGUAAACACCAAGCGGUCGCAUUAAGAAGCGGUUCUGAUCUAUCGGCAUUCUACCGCUGCAGCUUCGUCGGCUACCAAGACACCUUAUACGCCCAUUCCCUACGCCAAUUCUACAAAGAAUGUGACAUUUACGGCACAAUUGAUUUCAUCUUCGGAAACGCAGCUGCGGUGUUCCAGAACUGCAAUCUCUACGCUCGUAAGCCAAAUCCAAAUCAGAAGAACAUCUUCACUGCUCAAGGAAGGGAAGACCCAAAUCAAAACACUGGAAUUUCAAUCCAAAAUUGUAAAGUGACGGCUGCAGCUGAUCUUACCUCAGUGAAAUCAUCAUUUAAGACAUACUUGGGCCGUCCCUGGAAACAGUACUCAAGGACCGUUUUCAUGGAGUCGUUCAUCGAUGAUCUAAUCGAUCCGGCCGGAUGGUUGGAAUGGUCAGGUGACUUUGGAUUGAGUACCCUUUACUAUGGUGAGUACAUGAACCAUGGGCCCGGCGCAAACACCUCUAGUAGAGUGACAUGGCCAGGUUAUAGGAUCAUCACUAAUGCUUCAGAGGCAAGGCAGUUUACAGUAGAGUAUUUCAUUCAAGGAAAUGAAUGGCUCACAUCAACUGCAAUUCCAUUUGUAUCAGGUUUGAAAUAAGGAGUGUGUUAUUCUCUCACAUUCUAUUUCAUGCUGCAUUGCAUUUUUUAGGUCUUGUUCUUCUCUAAGAUGUUGUAUGAGUUGUUUCAUGAUUCAAUGACUAUGAUGCUAUUUAAUGCUUUAAUUUAUGGGUUUUAAUGAAAGCUAGGAAAAAUUGUGUUUGGGUGUGC